Cokeromyces recurvatus is the source of this 1320-nucleotide messenger RNA. RefSeq lists its product as uncharacterized. The transcript has 8 exons. NCBI's taxonomy places the organism in Eukaryota, Fungi, Mucoromycota, Mucoromycetes, Mucorales, Mucoraceae. Bases 54 to 1229 code for a protein of 391 amino acids. The record is from RefSeq and is a predicted model, not a curated record.
UUCUUUUCUUCUUUCUUUUAUUUUCUUUCUUUUUAAAUCUCUAAAAGUUCAGAAUGAAGAAUUACACUACGAUCAAAGAGAAAUCUUCAUUUUGGAAAAAAUUAGGCUUAGGAAAGAAUAAAGCAACUGCCAUAACAUCUUUGAAUAAGCAACAAGUUUAUAUAAAUAAUGAUGAUUCAGUCUCUAUUAAAAGUAAAAAGAAAGCAAAUAUUAAUAGUACUACUUCAUUAUUAUCCUCUCAUAAAAACCAGUCACUAAAUAAGCAACCUAUAAAAAGUAAUAAGGAUGAAUAUGACACAACUUCUACAAAGAAGCAAGAAGAAGUAAAUAAUGAUAAUGCUAAUGAUAUGGUUACACCGCAACAUAGUCACGAUAAAUCAUCAGAUAAAACUAGUACUCUAUCUUUUGUUGUAUUUGAAAAAAAGGAUGAAUUAUUAGAAACCAUAUCAAGAUUACAGCUUGAAUUAGAAGAGGAAAGAGCAACUGUAGAUGCAUUACAAAAGCAAAAAGAAGCUGUCACAAAGGAUUUAGAUUAUCUUGAAUUAACUGUAGAUGAGUUAUCAAAUGAAAGAACUGAGCUAAUACAACAACUAGAAGAAGAAAAAAUUGCAAAUCAACGACAUUUAGAUGAAUUAAACAUAUUAUUAGAUAAAUUGAAGUCAACGGCUGAUAAUGCUAGAGAUCAAUCUUUUCAAAUGUCUCAAUCAAAGCAAGCAUUUGAGAAUUAUCGAAUGCAAGCAGAACAAGAGAAAGAAGAUCUAUUAGAUAAGAUUGAUGACAAAGAUAAGAUAAUUCAAGAAUUAAAGUAUGAUUUGAAGAAAGCUGAAAAUCAAACAGAAACAUUAAAAGAAACAAUUGACAAGCUUAUAAAGUCUCAUGCUGCUGAAAUAAGUCAACUUACCUUAGAAAGAAAUUAUUAUACAACUCCUCAUGGUUCACCUACGUUAUUAAAAUCAGAAUUAAAUGAACCUGAAGAUCAACAAACACAGCCUAUUACAAAUGAUAUGACAGUCACUCCAUUAUCUGAUAAUUCUAUAAAGGAUGAAGAUCUUGAUGAACAAUUAAUGAAAUUAACAAAAGAAAAAGAAAAGCUUCAAUCAUUUUAUUCAAAAAUUCCUUUAUCAGGAGGUGGACCUCAAUCACGUAAACGUAAAGAAGAGUUAGAAGCCAAGUUAGAUCAAAUUGAUUCUCAACUUAGUAAAGUUAAACAAAAAAUUAAAAGAUCUUAAAUAGUGCCAUUCCUUUCUUCCUAUAUACCAUUUAUGCAAUCAAUUAUUACCAUUCCUUAUUAUUAUAUGUUCAUUCCUAUAGAAAUAAAAA